AUGCUUGGUGCUGUUUACGCUACCAGACACCCGAAAGGGCUGCACAAGUUAAUCAUUGCUAGCUCUCCGGCCAGUGUCCCUCUUUAUGUAGUCGGGAAUGGCCAACUCAGGUCUGAAUUGCCAGACGAUAUCCGCAAAGCACUGGAAAGCACAGAUCAUGAUACCCCGGAAUACGAGAAGGCGAAAGGCAUCAACAACUUACAGGAAGAUGCAACUGCAUACAUGACUAUGCGGGGGCCUUCGGAACUUGUCAUAGUUGGCAGUCUUAAAGACUGGGAAGGACGGAAGAUCGCGGACAGAAUCAUGGUCGAUACCUUAGCUCUGAAUGGUAGAUAUGAUGAGAUGACAGACAUCUGUGUUGAACCCUAG
Molecule: messenger RNA, 369 nt
Organism: Xylaria bambusicola
Lineage: Eukaryota; Fungi; Ascomycota; Sordariomycetes; Xylariales; Xylariaceae
Exons: 3
Coding region: 1-369 (122 amino acids)
Source: RefSeq, a predicted model, not a curated record